Molecule: messenger RNA, 1191 nt
Organism: Eremothecium gossypii ATCC 10895
Lineage: Eukaryota; Fungi; Ascomycota; Saccharomycetes; Saccharomycetales; Saccharomycetaceae
Gene: PHO4
Product: phosphate-sensing transcription factor PHO4
Exons: 1
Coding region: 1-1191 (396 amino acids)
Molecular function (GO): protein dimerization activity
Source: RefSeq, marked provisional
AUGAGAACAACGGGAUGGAAUGACACGGCAGGAGGCGAGGGACGGACCAUCCUAGAACAGGUCGGAGAGUAUCUGAGCGAGCAGGGGCGCCGGCCAGGGGGCUCUACGGCGGGCGAGUGGGACGAGGCGGAGCAGACCGAGCAUGAGCGCGAGCGGCGAGAUAAGGGCGAUCAGAUGGCGGGUCCCGGGAGCCACUUCCUGGAUUUCUCGCUGCUGGACGAGGGAAACGAGGUGGGCGACAAGGAGCGGCUGCGGCAGAGGGCCGCGGUGUUUUCUCCUGUGAUGUCGCCGAUGCUGCACAUAUAUGGCUCCGUGUCGAACACGCCGCUGCUGACGGCUGACAAGGCGCACGCGAGCCAGAACACACCGCACCUCCAGGGCGCGGGGGCCGGGAGCGCGCUCCAGGGCCAGGGCAUGUCUCCGCUGUCGUCGCCCGCGCUCGGGGCAGGGGCAGCCACUGCGCCGGCGGCAUUCAGCCUGCCGGAGGCGGCGGCGGGCAUCGUGUCGCGCAAGUGCGCGGCGGGCAGCGCGCGCCCCGCGAAGAAGACCCCCCACUCCACGCCGUACCUGGGAGCGACCCCCGGCAAGGUGGUCAAGCAGUCUCCACUGGUCGACGCGAAGAAGAGCAAUGGGUCGACCGUCUCAUCGGGCUCCUCAUCCAAGUACAAAAACCACACCUGGGACGACAUGUUUUGCCUGCCGACCAGCUCAAUGGGCAUUGGCGGCCACAGCUCGCUCGGCAGCACCCCGGACGACAGCCUGCGCGCGCCCCUCGACGGCUCCGACGACCUGCACGACGCGCGCAAGCCUGCACCGGGCCUUCCGCGCUUCAUACUGCCCUCCAACAACCCUCAGCGACAGCUGCCCCCUCCGCCCUCCGACUCUGUUAUCCAUGCGUCGCAAUCCCCAGUCAUAAAGCCCAAUUACGCAGGCAAGCCCCCCGGAUUCGUGUCCGCGCGCAGCGUCCGUACCCUGUCAGGGGGCGACGCGAACACCGGCGACGAGUUCAUCAAGAAAGAAGUACACAAGGUCGCCGAGCAGGGCCGCCGCAAUAGGCUGAACAAUGCUCUGGCCGAGCUCAACGAUCUCCUGCCGCCAGAGCUCAAAGAGUCAGCCCAGGUACCGUCCAAGGCUACCACAGUGGAGCUGGCUUGUAAAUACAUAAGACAGUUGACUGGUCAACAAAACUAA